GUAUAUGCUCAAGCCUUUAUUAAGAUAUAGCAUCUAUAGAAGUCGCUCGUUACAUCGAUGAGUUCAUAGUUAAAAUAGGAACGAACGAGUGUUUGUAUGUAUGGGCGGUUGCGGCUUUUUAGCGCUAAUUCCUUUUUGAGGUUAUCGAAAAUUUCAAUUGCAAAAAUUGUAUCAUUGUGUUGUUCCUGCAUACGAUUUCAUCAAUACAAACCACUUGCCUUCUACUCUCGACAUCAGCUCAAAGGAUAAUUUUCAUCAUUCAGCAUUAUUACGCCAUCACUGUGAUUUAUUUCAGAAUACAAAAUGCGAAUUUCACCGGAGAGAUUUCUUCUUCCUUUGUUCGUUAGUUUUACGCUCUCAACAGCGGGAGUUGCGAUUUUGUACUAUUUGAAUAAGAAGAUGGAAGAUGAAAAAAGAAAGAAUAAAGGAAAAUAUUGCAGAACCAUAUCACUUCCCAAAGAACACAUUCCCAUAGUCAUAGGUCGUGGAGGCACAACCCUUACAAAUAUUCAAACAUCCACUCAUACAGUCAUAGAAUUUGCACCAGCUGAAGUGAGCUCAUCGCAUCAAGACUGUAUCAUAAAAGGAAAAAAAGAAGAUGUGGAUCUGGCAGAAGAAAAAAUUCACUCAAUCAUCAAAUCAAAACCUAAAAUUGAAUCACAUCAUGAAAUAGUACCAUAUUCUACAGUUACAUUAUUAGAAGAGCGAAAUGGACAAUUACUACACGCCAUUCAAACUGAAACAAAUGUUAAAAUAAUUAUAGAAAAAAUACCUACAACUAGCACUUCAUGUCAAUGGAGAUUAACUAUCAAAGGUACAAGUGAGCAAAUAUCUAAUGCAAUUUUGACCAUUGAAACAGAAAAAGAGUUGCUAAACAGACAAAAUGAAGAUAUAAUUGCUAAUAUUAGUAGCAGUAUUACUAAUAUUAGUAGCAGCAUUUCUAAUACUAACUCUCCAACUUCUCAAUCCUCUAAAAAUACUUCUGGUAUUUUUGACGAUUUUUGUGCUUUGGAUCUCAAUUUGACACAAAUAUUUUUUGGUGGAAUUAAGAAUCCAAGUCAAUUUUACGUACAAAUGCUUUCUCGUAACGAUUUGAAACAUGAUUUUAAAAAUCUAACAGAAGAAAUGGACCAAUAUUAUAAGAAUGAAAAAAACCGUGAUUCGCACAAGAUAGACAAAUUGGAAGUAGGAAAAAUGGUAGUAUGUAAAGUUUCUGGCUACUGGAUGAGAGCAGAAGUAAUAAAAGAUCAUCCCUCGCAAGCAGAAUUAUUUUAUAUCGACUUUGGGUUUAAUAGUCGCGUUGAUAAAAAAGACAUAUAUGAGUUGCGCACAGAUUUUUUGAGUCUUCAAAAGCAAGCAAUUGAGUGUUGCUUAGACGGUAUAAAACCUUGCAAAUCAUCAUCGGGACAAGAAGUAUGGAGCACAAGCGCUAUCAGAGAAUUCAUAGUCAUGAGCAACAUAAAAGAUUCGCAUCGAUUCGUCAGAAUGAAAGGUUGCAGAGCCCGCAAGUAUACCAACGAAAAGUCUUCUCAUCAAAAAACUGAAACUUCAUUUGUACCACAUGUUGAUGUAGUUGUCAGAUUAUCCAAUGGGGAUCUGCUGGACGUAGCUCAGGAAUUGAUAAAAAAAAACUUGGCUGUUGCUGAUACUAAUGACGAGAAUUCAACAACACUCGCGAAAACAACAAAAGAGUCAAACGACCUGGUCGAUAGUUGCGAGGAAGCCAUUGGCAAAAAUGAAACCACUGAUACUCUCUUAAAUGGUGCAACCGACAAAAUAGACUCGAUAUCUCCACAAACUCCAGUACAAUUACACAAGAUAGAAGUAAUCGAUUUAACAUCGUCGCCACAAUCUAAUGGUACAAAUUCAUCUAAUUUAAUCGAAGCAGAGAGAAACACUCCGUCUACAGGUCGUGACAAGUCAUUACCUCACAAUCCUUUUAGAGGUGCAACUGGAGUAAAAAAGUACACCUUUAUUCCGGCUGGGGCUGAGAGUAGUGACGAAGAUGAUUUCUACGAUGACGACAUUGAUGGUUUUGAUGUUUGCUCAUAAUCAGAGCAUUAGCACAUUAGCAUUACAUUUUUGACUUAUGUUUUAGUCGCAGUUUAAUAAGUUUUCACACGCGGCUGUGGAUGGUUAUUCAUUUUAUGUAACCCAAGUUCAGUUAUAUAGUCGUUCUAAUUUCAAGCUUUACAAUAGCGUUAAAAGUAAAAUUUGUUGAUUGAUUUCUUAUAUAGUUCGUACCUACUUCAGCUUUAUAAUUGAAAAAAAUACGUUACUUAUAAAACUACAAUUAUUUUUAGUUCGUA
Molecule: messenger RNA, 2309 nt
Organism: Trichogramma pretiosum
Lineage: Eukaryota; Metazoa; Arthropoda; Insecta; Hymenoptera; Trichogrammatidae
Gene: papi
Product: tudor and KH domain-containing protein homolog
Exons: 8
Coding region: 304-2052 (582 amino acids)
Biological process (GO): spermatogenesis
Molecular function (GO): RNA binding
Source: RefSeq, a predicted model, not a curated record